Drosophila rhopaloa is the source of this 1134-nucleotide messenger RNA. RefSeq names its product transmembrane 9 superfamily member 3-like. Gene Ontology annotation, biological process: protein localization to membrane. The record is from RefSeq and is a predicted model, not a curated record. The transcript is spliced from 2 exons. Bases 1 to 975 code for a protein of 324 amino acids. Gene Ontology annotation, cellular component: membrane. Lineage: Eukaryota; Metazoa; Arthropoda; Insecta; Diptera; Drosophilidae.
AUGAGCUUUUGUCGACUGGAUCUUGAGAUCUCAUAUAUCUGCGACACAAACCGUUCGCCACCAAAUACUCUUCUCUUUUCGGCCUUGGUAGGAGCUGGUUACCAACUGAUUUCGGUGGUAUUUUGUGUGAUCAUGUUCGCGAUAGUCGGUGAACUUUACACGGAAAGCGGUUCCAUGCUGUCGAAGGAUAUAUUUGUGUAUGCUGCCACCUCUCCAAUUAAUGGUUACUUUGGAAGAUCGCUAUAUGCCCGAUUGGGAGGACGAAUGUGGAUUCGGCAGAUGCUGGUCUCCGCAUUUACAGUUCCAGUGGCUGUGUGCGGCACGGCUUUCCUAAUCAAUUUCAUUGCUAUCGGGUAUUAUGCAUCGAGAGCCAUACCCUUCGGCACCAUGGUGGCGGUCACCUGCAUCUGUAUAUUUGUGAUCCUGCCUUUGACUUUGGUGGGCACUGUGGUCGGCCGCAAUCUGGAUGGUCAGCCGGACUUCCCUUGUCGAGUGAACGCUGUUCCGCGGCCUAUUCCCGAAAAGAAGUGGUACAUGGAGCCGCUGAUUAUUGUGCUUUUGGGUGGCGUCCUGCCCUUUGGAUCCAUCUUCAUUGAGAUGUACUUUAUCUUCACUUCCUUCUGGGCAUACAAAAUCUACUAUGUCUAUGGCUUCAUGUUGCUAGUGUUCAGUAUCUUGACUGUGGUGACGGUGUGUGUUACUAUUGUGUGCACAUACUUCCUGCUGAAUGCGGAGGACUACCGAUGGCAGUGGACGAGUUUCAUGGCGGCAGGCUCCACGUCUAUUUACGUAAAUGCCUACUCCUUUUAUUACUUUUUUUUCAAGACCAAAAUGUUUGGUCUAUUCCAAACGGCCUUCUACUUUGGCUACAUGGCUCUCUUCAGCGGCGCCUUGGAAAUUAUCUGCGGCACCGUCGGCUAUGUGGGCACGAAUCUCUUCGUGCGCAAAAUCUAUUCCAAUGUGAAAAUAGACUAAGAGCCCUGCGACUCAAUUUGCAGCAACCCGCCCCCAGAUCUGUAUAUCAUCCUAAUCGAUUUACACUUGUAUUUAUUGAGUAGAGUUUUAGUUCUGUGUGUUUACUUUUGCUCCAGUUGGCUCUUCUCUCUCCGUCUCUUUGUGUUUCUCACUUCUCAU